CAGAGCGAAGCGGAACGGGACAUUGCUACUAAAAGCGCGCGCACAAUACACGCACGGGUAUCAUUACAUGCACCAUACACUCACUUCCCCUUCCUCAACGUCUAUCAAAACACAUCUUGCGGACCCUCUCUCCGUCACAUCCACGGCUUUAUGGCCGCUACGCUUCUUACGAUGAGCGCUGCGCUCGCACCGGGACAAGAUGACUUUCUCUCGCUUCUCAAACCCUCACUGUCCGACGGCUUUCAGGAGGACCCCUCUCUGUUUUCCUUUGAAACCAAGACUCUCGACACGGAAAGGAGCUUAUCAAACGACUAUUCUCAGGCUAAACUAGAGAUGGAUAAAUAUCUGUCUCCACAACCUGUGGCUCUCCCCGACCCAAAGAAGUCAAGACGAGAGAGCAUCUCUGUAAUGGACCAGUUUUUUGGGGACGAUCACGGGUCCCCCUACAGCAUCAACAUGAAUGUCUUCCUCCCCGACAUUGCUUACCUAAGAACGGGAAUGUGCCGGCCAGCACGGCCUUCAGUCCCCAGCCAUGUCAAAACUGAACCUGUAGCGGCGCCUUUCUCUCAUCCCGAGUGUCCGGUGAGCUCAACUGGCCCCGCUCCAUCCGCGCUGCCCGAUUUCACCAGCAUCUUUAACUCGAAUUCCACUUCGGGUUCUGAAAUCAAUCCCAUGGACGAUAACUCUGGGGUCUUUGUCAAGCAGGAGAUGCAAGGCUUUGACAUCCCACAGGAUGAGCCGCUCUUCCAGCUCCUCAACUCGGAGCUGGACAUCCCCCAUCAAGCCGAUUCACACUCCCACCCUCACGCUCACUCUGUGCCCUCACAGAUGCCUACUUUCCACGACCUGCACUUAGCGACCCAACAGACAGCUGCCAAGCCAUACUGUGGCAUGCCCGCCACCGACUUCCCUCUCGGCCCGGGUCACUUUGUGCAUCCUCAGGGUCAGGCCCACUCGCAGCUCAAAAUGCCCGAUCUUCCCCCCUCGCCUCCCACUUCAGAACCUGGCAGUCCUGACAGACAGAAGGAACUGCUUCUCAAUCUGACACCACCACCAUCUUACGCCGCCACUAUCGCCUCCAAAAUGGCUGUCAAUGCGCCCAGUCACCUAACACCCACCUCGAUACGAGCUCUCGCAAACACUGGGUCCAUGCCUGUUCAUUACAACAGAAGAACAAACCCAGACCUUGAGAAAAGACGGAUACACCACUGUGAUUUUGCAGGUUGUAAGAAAGUUUACACCAAGUCGUCCCACCUGAAAGCUCACUUGAGGACACACACUGGUGAGAAGCCGUAUAGGUGCACGUGGGAGGGCUGCGACUGGCGGUUUGCUCGUUCCGAUGAGCUGACGCGUCACUUCAGGAAGCACACAGGAGCCAAACCCUUCCAGUGCGCCGUGUGCAGCCGCAGCUUCUCUCGCUCCGAUCAUCUCGCCCUGCAUAUGAAGAGGCACCAGAAUUAGACACAAAGACACACAUACU
Messenger RNA from Sinocyclocheilus anshuiensis, 1480 nucleotides. RefSeq names its product Krueppel-like factor 5. Gene Ontology annotation, molecular function: RNA polymerase II cis-regulatory region sequence-specific DNA binding; DNA-binding transcription factor activity, RNA polymerase II-specific. Gene Ontology annotation, biological process: regulation of transcription by RNA polymerase II. Bases 151 to 1461 code for a protein of 436 amino acids. The transcript has 4 exons. The record is from RefSeq and is a predicted model, not a curated record. Lineage: Eukaryota; Metazoa; Chordata; Actinopteri; Cypriniformes; Cyprinidae.